AGCACAGGGCUGGUAGAGUUCGCACGACAGAUGGCACAGCUCUUUAGCCACAGCAUGCCAGGCAAGCCCAGAGGAAAUGAGACCACCGGGCACUGUCGCAGGGGACAAACUUGAGAGAGAGAAUGUGGGCCUUUGGGUUAAGAGCGGUUCCGUCUGCCUGGCUCACCAAAGGAGCCUGGGCCCGGACAGCUUUCUCCACCCCGAGGCUCCCAUCACAAGUACACACAAGGUCAGACUGGAGGCUUCGGCGGAACAGCCGAGAAUUCGAGGUUAGCCUUGGCUUCAGUGGGAGGCUCUUUGGCAACAACUACAAAACGUAAAUAAAUUAGAUCAGGCCCUGAAUAACUGUCACUCCCUCGCACACACUCACACCCCCCCCCCCAUUUUGUGCAGACAACAUAACCUUGUCCCUUUAAAUCUGGAGAGCGUCCGUGGUUUCCGCCCCCGACGAUCAAGGGCGUACCUGGCGAUCAUUGGCUGAGCUGCGCAGUUUUGAGCACGUGUGCGCACGAGUUGUGCUCUCGGAUUGGAGCGAGGGCUUGCUUAUCCAGCGUGCCUUUCGGGUCACCUGCCGCCCCGGGGCUCGGCGUUCGGUUCCCGGGGCUUGCACGUUCCAUUCCCAGGCAGGUCCUGGGGCUCCAGGAUCCUACUCGCUGCGUCCUCAGGUCGGUGUGUUCAGGCCGGGACGCAGGUACCGCUGCAGUACGCGGGGAGGCCCGGGGUCUCCCAGCCCUGGGCGUGACACGCGUCCCUAGGCGACCAUGGCAGAGUUCUCACAGAAGCGGAGGAAGCAGCGUGGCGACGAAGGCCUGGGCAGUGUGGUGGACUUCCUCCUGGCUAAUGCUCGUUUGGUGCUAGGUGUGGGCGGGGCUGCAGUGCUAGGCAUUGCCACCCUGGCUGUGAAGCGGCUCAUCGACAGGGCCACUAGCCCUCGGGAUGAGGAUGACACCAAGGGGGACAGCUGGAAGGAACUGAACCUGCUGAGAGCCACAUCACACCAACAGCCCCAACCCCCCCCUGCUGCCCUCAGCCAGCCCAUACCUCUUGUGUCCCCCUCACCCUCUGUCCCAGUGGAGCCCACACCCGCUCAUUCUCAAACCACACCGACGCCUCAACCCAGCUCUCUAGCACCCUUGUGCCUGACGUUCCAGGAGAAGCUGCUGGCAUUUGAGCGCAACCGCGUGACUAUCCCAGAAGCCCAUGUGGCUUUGGUGAAACAGCUGGCUGGAGACAUUGCUUUGGAGCUGCAGGCCUACCUGAGGAGCAAGUUCCCAGAACUGCCAUUUGGUGGGCUCGUGCCAGGCGGGCCUCUCUACGAUGGGCUACAGGCAGGGGCCGCUGAGCGUGUGCGCCUGCUAGCACCCCUGGAGUUAGAACCAGGACUGUGGAGCCUGGUACCUGGCAUGGACACUGUGGCCAGGGAACCUCGAUGCUGGGCUGUGCGCAGGACCCAGCUUGAAUUCCAUCCCCGUGGGCGCAGCCCAUGGGACCGCUUCCUGGUCGGGGGUUACCUUUCCUCCCGUGCCUUGUUGGAGCUGCUACGGAAGGCCCUGGCAGCCUCCGUCAACUGGCCAGCCAUUGGCAGCCUACUUGGAUGUCUGAUCCGGCCCAGCGUGGCUUCUGAGGAGCUGCUGCUGGACGUGCAGCAUGGGUGUCUGGAGUUCACUUUAGCUGUGCUCAUGGUGGUCCCUGGGGCCAGCACUGAUGGCCGCCUUCUGCUGGCUUGGCCCCUGGAGGGGCUGGCUGCCAAUCUCUGGCUGCAGGAUCUAUAUCCUGUAGAGGCUGCCUGUUUGCGGGCCCUGGAUGAACAGGAUGCUGGCGCUCGCCGGAGGUUGUUGCUGCUGCUAUGUGGUGUGUGUCGUGGCCAUCCGGCUCUGGUGCGACUGGGCUGGAGCCACCUGACCCAGGUGGUUCUGCAUCUGGGUAAAGAGGAAGUAGCCUGGACCGAGGAGGCCUUGGGGGAUCGCUUUCUGCAAGCCCUGGAGUUUCUGGUGGGCAGCUUGGAGCAGGCUAACCUGCCCUGUCACUUCAACCCCAGCGUGAACCUCUUGGACGGUUUUCGGGAAGAGGAGAUUGAUGACAUUGGCUAUGUACUGUACAGUGGUCUGCAGGUCCCUGAGAGCCUACUCUAGGUAGAUGAGGCCCAUGAUUGACUUGUUCUUUUGAUGCUGGAGAGCAGCAACUACCUCCCUCCAGGGACACUGCAGAGUGUGGUUUGCUUUAUUUUAGCCAGAUUGGAGGGGAGGAUGGAUUACCCUAAGCCUGUGGGUAGGCAUGUGCCUAGGUGAUGGUGACCAGGAUUCCCAAGUCCAGAGAGUCUGGGUUCAUGUCACCUAAUGUGACUAGCCUGUCCUGGCUUUUAGUGCCAGCCGCACUGAUGCCCCUUGGCCCUCUGGGGUUAUCUUAGGAUCUUGGGCUUAGUCUAUCAUCACCAGCAAUGAACUUCCCAAGAAUGAGACAUGGCUUUUGAUUUCCUAGGCUUCACCUAUAUUUUGCCAAGAAGGACACUUAAUGUUCUUGGUUGGGUAACAGCCCCAGGUAUCCUGGAAGCACACACAGUUGGUCACUGAGUCUCUCUCGUGUUUGUUACUCUCUGGGGCAGGAAUCAUCUGGUGCCCUGGAAGGUAGCUUCUUAGCUGUUGAAGGAUGGCGGUCUCCUGCCGGUCAUGCGUUUGUCUGGUUGAGUCCUCGGGCCUUGAAAUGGAAGUGGUCUUCCUUGCUGCCUGCCUGCCUGCCUUAUACCCUAGGGAAGAAAGGUCUUGUUUCCUCUUGCUAGGUGGGUUUUUCUGUAGGUCACAAAUUACCUCUGGGAGAGCCCCUUCCUAUUUGGGAGCUGAGCUCUGUGCUGCCUGUGCAAGGCUAUCUCAUAGUGGCUGCUCCUGGGCCUCACUGCAGGGUAGAGGACAUGCCCCUCCCAGAGUGCAGCCAUGGCCUAUGCAGCGUGCCAAAAUAUUCAUGAUAAAUGUCUGUGUCCUCACCUGGAACCCUGAUUAAGGUAGCAUGGCUGGAGGAGGGAGAUUACCUCCUCUGCCAGGGGCCCUUUCUAUUUUUAGGUAUCCCCCCCCCACAUACACACACUGAAACAAUGCUAUGCCUUGAAGGGUGAAUAAAGACAUCAUUUUUA
Molecule: messenger RNA, 3124 nt
Organism: Arvicola amphibius (Eurasian water vole)
Lineage: Eukaryota; Metazoa; Chordata; Mammalia; Rodentia; Cricetidae
Gene: Mief2
Product: mitochondrial elongation factor 2
Exons: 4
Coding region: 762-2132 (456 amino acids)
Biological process (GO): positive regulation of mitochondrial fission; mitochondrion organization
Cellular component (GO): mitochondrial outer membrane
Source: RefSeq, a predicted model, not a curated record